Malassezia vespertilionis is the source of this 2283-nucleotide messenger RNA. It is a transcript of the gene NCL1, whose product is annotated as multisite-specific tRNA:(cytosine-C(5))-methyltransferase. The coding region runs from base 1 to 2283 and encodes 760 amino acids. NCBI's taxonomy places the organism in Eukaryota, Fungi, Basidiomycota, Malasseziomycetes, Malasseziales, Malasseziaceae. The record is from RefSeq and is a predicted model, not a curated record. Gene Ontology annotation, biological process: tRNA methylation. Gene Ontology annotation, molecular function: tRNA (cytidine-N5)-methyltransferase activity; tRNA binding. The transcript is spliced from 2 exons. Gene Ontology annotation, cellular component: cytoplasm; nucleus.
AUGGUUGAAUCCUAUUACCUGGGCCAGCAGAUCGUGCCUGCAGACGAGUGGGACGCAUUCAUGGAGUCUUUGCGCGCACCAUUGCCCACGACGUUUCGCAUCACGUCGGGCAAGCCAACUUCGCGCCAGCUGCUGGACGCGAUGCACGAUAUCUACGUGCCGUUCUUGAGUAACGUUGAGUUUGAAGGCGAGCGCGUCGUUCCGCCUCGGCAGCUGGAUUGGUACCCCGAAGGCCUUGGCUGGCACUUGGAUGUGCGCAAGAAUGUUUUGCGCAAGUCUCCCGAGUUCAGAAGUUUCCAACAGUUCCUCGUGCACGAAACAGAAGUUGGCUCCAUUUCGCGCCAAGAAGCCGUCAGUAUGCUACCUCCCUUGUUUCUCGAUGUGCGUCCCGAGCACCUUGUUUUGGAUAUGUGCGCAGCACCCGGAUCCAAGACUGCCCAGCUGAUCGAGGCAAUUCACUCGCCGCUGACGUCCUCUCCUGACGCAUUCGACCCCAUGCCCCUUGGCGUAGUCGUUGCCAACGACUCGGACACAAAACGCGCACAUAUGCUCGUGCACCAGGCACAGCGUUUGCCGUCGCCGAACUUGUGUGUGACCAAUGUCGAUGCGAGCAAUUUGCCCAACGUACACGUCGCAUGGCUUGGCGAGAAGCCCGCGGACAAGGUCGUCCAACGCGAACUCAAGUACGAUAGGAUUCUUGCAGAUGUACCUUGCUCUGGUGACGGUACUCUGCGCAAGAACCUGGCGAUUUGGAAAGACUGGACGCCAGGGAACGGUGUCGGCCUGCACGCUUUGCAAGUGCGCAUCCUGGUCCGCGGUUUGGCGCUCUUGCGCUCUGGCGGCCGGCUCGUCUACUCGACCUGCUCGCUGAAUCCCAUUGAGAACGAGGCGGUGGUGGGCGCUGCUUUGCGCCACUUCAAGGGCGAGGUCGAGCUGGUCGAUUGUGCCGAGACCGCGCCUCUCUUGAAGCGGCGUCCCGGCAUGACAUCCUGGAAGGUUGCGCCCGGCAAAGGCGCGCAUCUGUACCCAAGCACAGACAGGCAAGAGGAUGCGGAGGAUGCGAAGCCCGUGCUUCCUGCAAUGCCCUGGGUUACGUCCUGGGAGGCGCUCAAGGAACUCGAUGCGGACCUUGCAGCGCGUCUUCCCUCGUCCCUCUGGCCACAUGGCGAUGAGGAGGAGCACCACUUGGAGCGCUGCAUGCGCGUUUACCCGCACAUGCAAAACACAGGUGGAUUCUUUGUGGCGUGCCUGCAGAAGAAAGAGACUACGCCGGAGGAUUCGGUGAGCAUGGCGCCUGGUAUGGUGCGUGCGAUGGAUAGUGGCAAGGCAGCCGCCGCACAAGGCGCGAAACGUGCGGCAGAUGAGACCGAAGAGGAGCUUGAAGCAAAGCGCACACGCCUCGACGAGACGAACGAGGCUGAACCGCACGACAAACACCAUGCAGAUCGACAGCAGGCGCAAAGCAAGCGCAGCCAGCCACAAGGUGUUGUGCUUGGCGCAUUCGGCAUGCCGUACCGCGAGGAUCCGUUCAUUUACGUGGACGCCGCGAACCCUGAAGUUCAAUCUUGUGUUCCGUGGUUUGGUCUACACAACUUCCCGGUAGCCAACUUGUUGGUCCGUAACCCAGAAGGCGUUCCGUUGCGCAGCAUGUACCUCACUUCUAGCACUGUGCGUGCGAUUGUCGCAGGGGGAGGGACUGGCCAAGGUGUGCAUCCAUGCAUGAACCCGCUCCGUCUGCGGCUUUUGAACUGCGGUGUCAAGGUGUUUGGCCGGCAGGAAUCGGUGAGCCAGGUGAAAAAUGCAGUGAAACACGACGAUGCUGAUGGUGAGGCGCAUAAGCGCCGCGAGAAUGUAUCGAAUGCACUUGCGUGCCGCUGGCGCGUCGUGUCCGACUCGCUUUUCUCCAUGCGCCCGUUCCUGGGCGAGCAGGUGAUUAUUCCUGCGACGCUUGCCGAUCUUGCCUUUUUUAUCACGCGUUACUACCCUCUCCUGGACUCUGUGCCUGGAGAGGUCGGUAGGAGGAUGCGUGACGCGCCUAUGGGAAGCUACGUGCUCGAUAUCGAGCCGAGCGAACAUGAAGGACAUACACUGACUGUGCGCCUUUCGUACCCCAUAUGGCGGUCGAUCGCCUCUGUCAAUUUGAUGCUCGACAAGCAGGAAAAAAGCGCAUUGUCCUUCCGUCUGUUUGGCAAAGAUAUGUCGGACCCCGAAGGGCAGCGCCAAUUCUCCUCCAAUCUCCAGGGCAGGAAGAAGACGGAGUCUGUCGAGGAGGGCGCAAAGUAG